CACAACAAAACAUGAUCAACAACAGGAAGCUUCUUGCCAUGGCAAGAAAGUGGCAGAAGUUGGCAGCCAUCGGCAGGAGAAGAAUCUCAUCACCAAGAAGUAAAUUGCAGAGGGAUGUGGAUGAGUGCAGCGCAAUGGUGACUGUUAAAGAUCACUUCGUUGUGUACACGGCUGAUCAGAAACGUUUUGUUAUUCCAUUGACGUAUCUCAACAAUCCCAUCUUCAUAGAGUUACUCAGAAUGUCUGAAGAAGUGUUUGGACUACCGAGUGAUGGGCUGUACUGCUGAAAUUAAGUGAUGAAUCA
This is a messenger RNA of Nelumbo nucifera (sacred lotus), 304 nucleotides long. NCBI's taxonomy places the organism in Eukaryota, Viridiplantae, Streptophyta, Magnoliopsida, Proteales, Nelumbonaceae. The record is from RefSeq and is a predicted model, not a curated record.